Messenger RNA from Aureococcus anophagefferens, 1689 nucleotides. RefSeq lists its product as hypothetical. Lineage: Eukaryota; Pelagophyceae; Pelagomonadales; Pelagomonadaceae. The annotation marks the transcript as partial. The record is from RefSeq and is a predicted model, not a curated record. Gene Ontology annotation, molecular function: DNA-binding transcription factor activity. The transcript has 3 exons. Gene Ontology annotation, biological process: regulation of DNA-templated transcription.
AUGACCGCCCUCUCCGGUCCGACGUUCGGGUUGGACGCGAGCGAGGAGCUCGACGUCAUGGACGGCCUAUUUUUCAACGAGCUCUCGGACCUGCCGGUCGAGCCGGGCUCGGCGAAGAUGUACGGCUCGUCCGGGCCCCAGCCAGUCGUCGACACGCCGAUCACCGACGAGGAGCUCAUCGGCGCGCGCGCGGCGUCCGGAACGGGGGCGUCGCUGCCGCUGCCCAGCGAGAAGGAGUCGAAGCCCAAGGCCAAGGCGGCCGCGGGGUCGAAGCCGAAGGACGCGGCGGACCUGUCGGAGACGCGGCGCGCGCGGAACCGGGAGCACGCGCGGCGGUCGAGGUGUCGGAAGAAGCUCAUCAUCGAAUCGCUGCAGCAGUCGCUCGUCGCGUACCAGGGCGAGAACGAGCGGCUCCGCGAGUUCGUGCGCGAGAAGCUCGGCGCCGAGGCGGCGGCGCCGAGCCUCGAGUACUGCGCGGCGCAGUCCAAGGGCGACGGCGACGCCGAGGGCGAGGCGUCGCUGAGCGAGCGCGGCGAGCGGACGCGCGCGAUCAACAACGUCCCCGACGUGCAGAAGCUGCACUACGAGGACAUCGUCAUCAAGGUCGCCUGUGUGGGCCACUACGACCCGGACAUCGGCAACAACACGGGGCCCUACACGCACCUCGGGAACAUGUGCGUCGACUACAUCUUCGACGGCCAGUUCCACGCCUGCGGCCACGGCCCAGCACCCGGCAUCUUCUUCUCCGACAUCUACCCCAUCGCGCUCGCGAAGGCGGACCCGCUCACCGGCCGCCGCUACACGCGGGCCGAGCUCAAGGCCCAGUUCGAGCGCAAGAUCCGCGCCAAGGGCCUCGACCCCGACGACGUCCUCCGCCAGUACUACGCGUGCAUCGACAAGGUCAUCGAGGAGGCCGGCAUCCAGCACGUGCCUCGCUUCGCCUACGGCCAGGCCGCCUUCGACCACCUCCAGGAGCGCGGCGUCGGCGUCGUCCGCCGCAUCAUGCACCCCGAAGGCGCGAAGAACCUCUCCCACGGCGAGGCGGCCAAGAUCAUGGAGGCCGUCGCCAACGGCGAGGAGGCCAAGAACUUCUUCGGCAUCCCGGGCCUGCCGCUGUGCGAGGAGUCGGACGCGUCGACGUCCGAGCUCUUCAGCAUCCUCUGGGACAUCGAGAUCAGCGUCAUGUUCUACGUCGACGCCUUCAACGGCCAGGCCGACGCCAUCAACGCGCUCCGCGAGCUCCAGUCCAAGGCCCAGAAGGCGUUCUGGGAGCAGCUCUCGACGGGCAAGAAGAUCCGCCGCCUCUCGACGCUCUGCGCGGUCGACGCGGACGCCUUCUUCGACGCGAUGCAGGUCGAGCUCAAGGACGACGCGGCGCUCGAGGAGCUCGACUACGCCCAGUUCCGCACCUUCCUCGGCGUCCACAUCAAGGCCGCGUGGGACGCGCUCCCGGAGAGCCAGAAGAUCCGCAGCCUCGCGACGCUCAACAAGGCCGGCGCGGACUUCGCGCGGGCCUACGGCGUCGACCUCGCGGACGACGAGGCGCUCGCGGGCAUCGGCUACGCCGCCUUCAAGUCGUUCCUGUCCCAGUUCUGCAAGGACAAGUUCGCGGCGCUCCCGGAGAGCCAGAAGAUCCGGCGCCUCGCGACGCUCCACAAGGCCGGCGCGGCCUUCUCCGACGCCUUCGGC